CCAUCCUGGAUGAACUGCACUACCUGAGCCACUUGUGUGGGUUGUAGACUCCGUCUCAUGCUACCACUAGAGUGAGAGCACCGCCAGCAUUCAAAAGUGACCAAAACAUCAGCCAGGAAGCAUAGGAACUGAGAAGUGGUCUGUGGUCACCACCUGCAGAAUCACUCCUGUUUUGGGGGGUGUCUUGCUAAUUGCCUAUAAUUUCCACCUUUUGUCUAUUCCAUUUGCACAACAGCAUGUGAAAUUUAUUGUCAAUCAGUGUUGCUUCCUAAGUUGACAGUUUGAUUUCACAGAAGUGUGAUUGACUUGGAGUUACAUUGUGUUGUUUAAGUGUUCCCUUUAUUUUUUUGAGCAGUGUAUUUUCAUUGCACUUGACAUAUUUCAGGAAAUUGAAAUUGCUUUUGGAAAGUCAGUUGGUAUGGAAUGCCUCGAAGUGACUGAAUUUAAGUGGAAUUGAUCCCAACCCGAGUUAUAGUAAGGUGUGUAGCACCCACGGCGAUACUAUAUACUUGAAUACUUAUUACAUUACAUACGUUUCUGUUCAAUUGUUAUCAUUUAAUUAUAUGGAAGCACCACUUGAGCCAGGAGUCUAAAGACACAAUGGAAACGUCAUUACCUCUGUUUCUCACUUAUCCCAUAACACCAGGAUUGUCCUCUCCACAGGAGAGACUAUGGGGGCUUUUAUGACCAGCAUCCAGACAGACAGAUUAGCUAAUCGAAUACUUACCCAUACUUUAACAAAAGCCUUUACCAAACCCUUAACCCUAUUCAUUUACAAAGUUCUCUUCCAGAAAUGACAUUUUUUGUUUAAACUGACCGGUUUUGUAUUAUAGGGACUGUAGUGAGUGGACUGGACCCUGGUUUUAUGGAUGCACAAACUGAUGCGUUCUAACUGCAGGUGAUAUUGGGAGAGUAUGUACAUUAUCCUGUGCUUGCUACAUGGCCGCAUGUACUCUUAAAUCUCUACCUGGCCACGAAUCGGAGCCUGGUUCCUCUCUAGGUUUCUUUCUAGGUUCCUGCCAUUUAGGGAGUUUUUCCUCACUACUUUGCUUCUGCCUCUGCAUUUCUUGCUCUGUGGGGUUUAGGCUAUGUAACUACUGUAACUGUAAAGCACUUUGACAACUGCCGAUGUACAUUUGAGUAGAAUUUGAGCAGGAUGGCUUACUACCUAUGUGUUUUUCUUCUUAGAUUUGUUUUAAAUUAGUUUUUAUUUUUAGAUAUUCUGAUCUGUGCACUUUAAGAUCCUAUUCUGGAUGUUUUAUUUUCUUACCUUUGAUAUUGAACAGUGCAUUGUUGAGGAAGAGCUUUUAAGUAAGCAUUUCGCUUGAUUGUUUUAGAAUUUACACCUGUUAUAUCCUGUGCAACAGACAAAAUAAACUUUGAUUUGAUGUUCCAGGAGGAAGCCAAGAGCUUCGUCACCCAGGAGAACCAUGACUAGCGUAUUAUGGAAUCCCUGGACAACCCUAAGAACUAGAACUUUGCAAUCGACACAGAUGGCCACGUGGUGAAGAGGACUGUGCUGCAGCGAGGGAGACUGCAGUGAGGUAGACACUGCAGCACAGUCAUCUUCACCACAUGGCCAUGUUUGUAGAGGGAUGGCUUCUUCUUCUAUGAGGUUAAACGGCGGUUGGCAUCCAAUUUGUUGCAUUACCGCCACCUACUAGACUGGAGUACAACUCCCUUAUACUUUACUUGGAAAAUAAAAAUUUACUAAAUAAAUACCCUACCAUCUAACACUACACUCACUCAUUUCAAAAUGAUAUGAAAUGAAAUUAACACCCCCCCCUACUCCACUAAUUAAAUGUAUUUAUUCCUACCUCAUGCCAUCACCCUGAAAAGAUGGAACAUCAUCACUUAACACAUUCUGUAACGCUUCUGCUGUCAAGUCUCGCACACCCAAAUACCUCUGCAGCUGCCACCACAACCUCCAUUUCCUGAGACUUCUGAUCCAUUCCUGCAGUACGAUUGAUAACCAUUGCUAAAAAUGCAAAAAAUCCGAUCUUACUGAAACUUAUUUCACUUUUUGGCCUAUCCCUCUAUACUGAUAUCUCUACUACUCUCACCACUCCUCCCCCUUAACCCAUCAAACUCUACUUUCUUCACUGCCUCAGCAUUUGACAACUUCUGCUCUACUCUAACCCUGGAAACCUCAACCUGCCUCUCUCACACGGGACAUUUCUGAUCCCCAGCACCAUGGGCACCACAUACCACUUCUUUCCCCAAGGCUACACAUUCCUUUGUCUCAUGCCCUUCUGCACAUUUCUCACACAUUGGACCCUCCCUCCUACACACUGCUGCCACAUGCCCAUAAACUUGACACCUGUAACAUCUUAAUAUAUUCGGCACAUACGCUCGUACAGGAUAACUUAUAUAUCUUUGUCAGGCAAAGACUCAACUUUAAAACUCAAAAUAACAGACAAUGACUCUUAUGUUUCCCCACUCUCGCCACCCUGUCUGCGUCGCGUCGCAUCAAACGAUGAGCAUCACAUAUGUAACCGGUGUGAAAUGGCUAGCUAGUUAGCGGGGUGCGCACUAAUAACGUUUCAAUUGGUGACGUCACUCGCUCUGAGACUUGAAGUAGUUGUUCUCCUUGCUCUGCAAGGGCCACGACUUUUGUGGAGCGAUGGAUAACGGUGCUUCAAGGGUGACUGUUGUCGAUGUGUGCAGAGGGUCCCUGGUUCGAGACCAGGUAGGGGCAAGGAGAGGGACGGAAGCAAUACUGUUAUACAUACACCGGGAAUCUUUGCCCUCAGCUGGUCAACGUUUAUAUCUACUGUUACCCCAGUUAUCACUCCUUUCAUUGGUGCCCUUUUCUUGAGAACGAAACAAUUCACUUUUCUUGCCCCCAUUUAUUUUACUUCGAGCUCAUUCUUCCUCUGCCCAACAGAAACACAAACAAUUAUCACUAGACAACUUCUAGUUACCCUCACCGAUUCCACAUGACCCAACUCUUUUUUUUCACCCCCCCCAAAAAACACAAAUGGACCAGCCAAAAGGCAAGAGUCCACUUUUUCCAUAAACUUCACUCCUACUGUCACAGACUCUUCUUCAACCUGAUCCUCUGUGCAUACCUCAGUCUCCGAUGACUUUACCGCACCGCACCUAUCAAAUCAAAUUUUAUUUGUCACAUACACACGGUUAGCAGAUGUUAAUGCGAGUGUAGCGAAAUGCUUGUGCUUCUAGUUCCGACAAUGCAGUAAUAACCAACGAGUAAUCUAACCUAACAAUUCCACAACUACUACCUUAUACAUACAAGUGUAAAGGGAUAAAGAAUAUGUACAUAAAGAUAUAUGAAUGUGUGAUGGUACAGAACGGCAUAGGCAAGAUGCAGUAGAUGGCAUCGAGUACAGUAAAUACAUAUGAGAUGAGUAAUGUAGGGUAUGUAAACAUAAAAGUGCAUAGUUUAAAGUGGCUAGUGAUAUAUGUAUUACAUAAAGAUGGCAAGAUGCAGUAGAUGAUAGAGUACAAUAUAUACAUAUACAUUAUAUUAAGUGGCAUUGUUUAAAGUGGCUAGUGAUACAUUUUUGAUAAAUUUCCAUUAUUAAAGUGAGCUGGAGUUGAGUCAGUAUGUUGGCAGCAGUCACUUGAUGUUAGUGGUGGCUGUUUAACAGUCUGAUGGCCUUGAGAUAUAAGCUGUUUUUCAGUCUCUUCGUCCCUGCUUUGAUGCACCUGUACUGACCUCGCCUUCUGGAUGAUAGCGGGGUGAACAGGCAGUGGCUCGGGUGGUUGUUGUCCUUGAUGAUCUUUAUGGCCUUCCUGUGACAUCGGGUGGUGUAGGUGUCCUGGAGGGCAAGUAGUUUGCCCCCAGUGAUGCGUUGUGCAGACCUCACUACCCUCUGGAGAGCCUUAUGGUUGUUGGCGGAGCAGUUGUCGUACCAGGCGGUGAUACAGCCCGACAGGAUGCUCUCGAUUGUGCAUCUGUAGAAGUUUGAGUGUUUUCGGUGACAAGCCAAAUUUCUUCAGCCUCCUGAGGUUGAAGAGGCACUGUUGCACCUUCUUCACCACGCUGUCUGUGUGGUUGGACCAUUUAAGUUUGUUUGUGAUGUGUACGCUGAGGAACUUAAAACUUUCCACCUUCUCCACUACUGUCCCGUUGAUGUGGAUAGGGGGGUGCUCCCUCUGCUGUUUCCUGAAGUCCACGAUCAUCUCCUUUGUUUUGUUGACGUUGAGUGUGAGGUUAUUUUCCUGACACCACACUCCGAGGGCCCUCACCUCCUCCCUGUAGGCCGUCUCAUCGUUGUUGGUAAUCAAGCCUACCACUGUAGUGUCGUCUGCAAACUUGAUGAUUGAGUUGGAGGCGUGCAUGGCCACGCAGUCAUGGGUGAACAGGGAGUACAGGAGAGGGCUGAGAACGCACCCUUGUGGGGCCCCAGUAUUGAAGAUCAGUGAGGUGGAGAUGUUGUUUCCUAUCCUCCCCACCUGAGGGCGGCCCGUCAAAGUCCAGGACCCAGGGUCUUGAGCUUAAUGACGAGUUUGGAGGGUACUAUGGUGUUAAAUGCUGAGCUGCAGUCAAUUAACAGUAUUCUUACAUAGGUAUGCGUCUUGCUCAGAUGGGUUAGGUUAGUGUGCAGUGUGAUUGCGUUGUCUUUGGACCUAUUGGGGCGGUAGGCAAAUUGGAGUGGGUCUAGGGUAUCAGGUAGGGUGGAGGUGAUAUGAUCCUUGACUAGUCUCUCAAAGCACUUCAUGAUGACAGAAGUGAGUGCUACGGGGCGAUAGUCGUUUAGCUCAGUUACCUUAGCUUUCUUGGGAACAGGAUCAAUGGUGGCCCUCUUGAAGCAUGUGGGCACAGCAGACUAAGAUGGGGAUUGAUUGAAUAUGUCCGUAAACACACCAGCCAGCUGGUCUGCGGAUGCUCUGAGGACGCGGUUAGGGAUACCGUCUGGGCCAGCAGCCUUGCGAGGGUUAACAUGUUUAAAUGUUUUACUCACGUUGGUCACGGUGAAGGAGAGCCCACAGGUUUUGGUAGCGGGCCAUGUUAGUGGCACUGUAUUGUCCUCAAAGCGAGCAAAGAAGUUGUUUAAUUUGUCUGGGAGCAAGACGUCGGUGUCUGCGACGGGGCUGUUUUUUUUUUUUUGUAAUCCGUGAUUGUCUGUAGACCCUGCCACAUACAUCUCGUGUUUGAGCUGUUGAAUUGCGACUCUGUCUCUAUACUGACGCUUGGCUUGUUUGAUUGCCUUGCGGAGGGAAAAGCUACACUGUUUGUAAUUAGUCAUGUGUCCGGUCACCUUACCAUGAUUAAAAGCAGUGGUUCGCCUUGUUUUCAGAUUAGCUUUGUUAAAAUCCCCAGCUACAAUAAAUGCAGCCUCAGGAUAUAUGGUUUCCAGUUUACAUAGAGUCCAGUGACGUUCUUUCAGGGCCGUCAAGGUAUCUGCAAUGUAGUCGGGCAGGAACGCAACCCUUAUAAGUUUUACAGCCCACCGCACAGGGUAAUGUCCUGACGGGAUACAGCUUUGGUCAAAUUGACAUCAAAAGUUUAUUUUUUUGAAUUUUAGCUAACCCUAACUCUUUCCCUAACCUUAGGAAACCCUCUCCCAAUUGACUACAUUAAAAUAGUGAUAGUCCUCAAUGGUGCUACCCAUACUAAAAUGGCAUUUUGGCCACUAGAGGUUUCUAUCAUUCUCUAUGGUGGUGAUCUUGGUUGGGACGGUGUCGCCUAAUUCUCCUAACCUGAUAAGAGUAAGUCACCGGAAGUGGCGUUAAAAGUGUUUCUCGAUCAAGGUUGAACAUAAAUUAGCGCCACAGCAGCAACAUUAAGACUUCCGGUUUUGGGAUUUUGCACACUAACACUGUAAGAAUGCUGUUAUUUGACUGUUACAUACAAAAUAUAUUUUUUGCACCUUUGCAUAAUGUUAUUAUGUAAAAAAAAUUAUAACUACAUGGGGGAAAAUCUCAAAUAAAGAGAAUUACUGAUUUAAAUGUAUCAGGUGCAACUGGCUCAUCAUCAUUAGGUUAAUCUAGGUUGUUAACAGGUCUGCCAGUUCACCGUUGACGUUGUGUUGUUUAAGUAACUAAUCACCUAUAGGCCUGCAUUGCAGUGAAUAGAGUGGGUGGAGUAGAAAGUACUGCUGGGCAUUUAGACCUCACUCCCCCAUGAAAUAACACUAUGUAGAGAUUCCACAGACCCUAGUGAGCAAUCCCAACUCCACUUACUUCGGCACCUAGAAUAGUUCUCUCUAUAAGCCUAUAUGUAUUUUAUAUACACUAUCUUGCAUUGGGGGCAUUUAUUUGACUUUGGAACAUGUUUUAAAACCCAAAUGUAAUUCCAAUGUCACUUAAAUAUGAACGAAUAUGAAUCAUUGUUAAUGUUUAGAUAAUCCUUUUUCAUAUUUUAUGAAUAAAUACAGGUUGACACUUCUAUUGCGUGCGGGGCUUAUAAUUAGAACGUUUCUGAAAUUCUGUGACCCGGAAGUACUUUUUUUGUGUUACUGACGAGACGCUGGUUAUUUUUUCGACCUGUUAGGUCGUGAUCUGAGAGCUGGUACGUCUAGCUAGUAGCCACAGUUUUUAUUGUUUUAUGAUUACGUUUUUAUAAAUCCGUAGGUUACUAACGUCAGAAAGAGUUGUAGAUCCAUAUGGUCAAGAAAGGAGUGUGAAUUGUUGAAUUAGUUGUAAAAGUUAUUUUACUGCAUUCUGACUGAUGCAACAACAUGUCAACACAUGUCAAUCGUCCGCUCUUCUGGAUAAUCAGGAGGUACACUGGGGAAUAUCUCCGAAAAUGUAACAUUUUGAACGAGCGAACACUAGGACGAGUUUCCGGUGCUUCUGUCGGUUACAAACAUCACUCAACGGGAGACGCAAAAAACUGUCAUGUCAACAAUGUUCCGAUCAUUUGGAGCGCAGGAGGCGGCAGGGGCAGUGGCUCAGAGCGGACUACUCUCCUCAAGUCAGUUGCUGUUGGGUUGGGACUCGGUAGUGCAGCAGUUCUGCAUUUCAGAGGGGACGAGGAAAACCACGUUUGUGAGAGGAGAGGUCUACUUUGUGAUUCGUUCCUAGAACGUGUCUUGCCAACAGCCCACUGUGCCUCUCCUUUUAAACCCGACAGUCCACGAUUCAAGUUCAACUUUAUUGCGGAUGUGGUGGAAAAAGCUACGCCCGCUGUCGUGUAUAUUGAAAUCGUCGGCCGGCACCCGUUCUCCGGGCGGGAAGUCCCCAUCUCCAACGGUUCUGGGUUCAUUGUCAGCAGUGAUGGGCUCAUAGUCACCAAUGCCCAUGUAGUGGCCAAUAAGAGAGGAGUCCGGGUCAAGCUAACCAAUGGGGAGACGUAUAACGCCACUGUGCAAGAUGUCGAUCAGGUGGCGGACAUAGCCACUAUAAAAAUCAAUGCCCAGCACCCUCUCCCUACCCUCUCUCUGGGGCUGUCGUCGGAUGUGCGUCAGGGGGAGUUUGUGGUUGCCAUGGGCAGCCCGUUUGCCCUGAGGAACACCAUCACAUCAGGUAUCGUCUCUUCAGUUCAGCGGGGCAGCAAGGAGCUGGGUCUGUCCAAACCCAACAUGGACUAUAUCCAGACAGACGCUGCCAUCGAUUUUGGGAAUUCUGGAGGGCCUCUGAUUAAUCUGGACGGUGAGGUGAUCGGCAUCAACACCAUGAAGGUGACGGCAGGGAUCUCCUUCGCGAUCCCCUCGGAUCAUGUCAAACACUUCCUGAACCAAGCUUCCGACAAGAAGAAGUCUCAGUUGGGGGUGUUGGACACCAAGCGGAGAUACAUCGGUGUCAUGAUGCUGACCCUGACUCCAAGUAUCAUUGCCGAGUUGAAGCUGAGGGACCCCUCCUUCCCUGAUGUCACUUACGGGAUCAUGAUCCACCGGGUCAUCAUGGGCUCUCCAGCCAACAGGGCAGGUAUGAAGCCAGGUGACAGUGUCGUUAUAACCCUCCACAGGGCAGGUAUGAAGCUAGGUGAUGGUGUCGUUAUAACACUCCACAGGGCAGGUAUGAAGCCAGGUGAUAGUGUCGUUAUAACCCUCCACAGGGCAGGUAUGACGCUAGGUGACAGUGUCGUUAUAACCCUCCACAGGGCAGGUAUGAAGCCAGGUGACAGUGUCGUUAUAACCCUCCACAGGGCAGGUAUGAAGCUAGGUGAUAGUGUCGUUAUAACCCUCCACAGGGCAGGUAUGAAGCCAGGUGACAGUGUCGUUAUAACCCUCCACAGGGCAGGUAUGAAGCCAGGUGAGUGUUGUUAUAACCCUCCACAGGGCAGGUAUGAAGCCAGGUGACAGUGUCGUUAUAACCCUCCACAGGGCAGGUAUGAAGCCAGGUGAUAGUGUCGUUAUAACCCUCCACAGGGCAGGUAUGAAGCCAGGUGAGUGUCGUUAUAACCCUCCACAGGGCAGGUAUGAAGCCAGGUGAGUGUCGUUAUAACCCUCCACAGGGCAGGCAUGACGUUAGGUGAGUGUCAUUAUAACCCUCCACAGGGCAGGUAUGAAGCUAGGUGAUAGUGUUGUUAUAACCCUCCACAGGGCAGGUAUGAAGCUAGGUGAGUUUCGUUAUAACCCUCCACAGGGCAGGUAUGAAGCCAGGUGAGUGUUGUUAUAACCCUCCACAGGGCAGGUAUGAAGCCAGGUGACAGUGUCGUUAUAACCCUCCACAGGGCAGGUAUGAAGCCAGGUGAUAGUGUCGUUAUAACCCUCCACAGGGCAGGUAUGAAGCCAGGUGAGUGUCGUUAUAACCCUCCACAGGGCAGGUAUGAAGCCAGGUGAGUGUCGUUAUAACCCUCCACAGGGCAGGUAUGAAGCCAGGUGAGUGUCGUUAUAACCCUCCACAGGGCAGGCAUGACGUUAGGUGAGUGUCAUUAUAACCCUCCACAGGGCAGGUAUGAAGCUAGGUGAUAGUGUUGUUAUAACCCUCCACAGGGCAGGUAUGAAGCUAGGUGAGUUUCGUUAUAACCCUCCACAGGGCAGGUAUGAAGCCAGGUGACGGUGUCGUUAUAACCCUCCACAGGGCAGCUAUGAAGCCAGGUGAGUGUCGUUAUAACCCUCCACAGGGCAGGUAUGAAGCCAGGUGACAGUGUCGUUAUAACCCUCCACAGGGCAGGUAUGAAGCUAGGUGAUGGUGUCGUUAUAACCCUCCACAGGGCAGGUAUGAAGCCAGGUGACAGUGUCGUUAUAACCCUCCACAGGGCAGGUAUGAAGCCAGGUGAUAGUGUCGUUAUAACCCUCCACAGGGCAGGUAUGAAGCCAGGUGAUAGUGUCGUUAUAACCCUCCACAGGGCAGGUAUGAAGCCAGGUGACAGUGUCGUUAUAACCCUCCACAGGGCAGGUAUGAAGCCAGGUGAGUGUCGUUAUAACCCUCCACAGGGCAGGUAUGAAGCUAGGUGAGUGUCGUUAUAACCCUCCACAGGGCAGGUAUGAAGCCAGGUGACAGUGUCGUUAUAACCCUCCACAGGGCAGGUAUGAAGCCAGGUGAGUGUCGUUAUAACCCUCCACAGGGCAGGUAUGAAGCUAGGUGAUAGUGUUGUUAUAACCCUCCACAGGGCAGGUAUGAAGCUAGGUGAGUGUCGUUAUAACCCUCCACAGGGCAGGUAUGAAGCCAGGUGACAGUGUCGUUAUAACCCUCCACAGGGCAGGUAUGAAGCUAGGUGAUGGUGUCGUUAUAACACUCCACAGGGCAGGUAUGAAGCCAGGUGAUAGUGUCGUUAUAACCCUCCACAGGGCAGGUAUGACGCUAGGUGACAGUGUCGUUAUAACCCUCCACAGGGCAGGUAUGAAGCCAGGUGACAGUGUCGUUAUAACCCUCCACAGGGCAGGCAUGACGUUAGGUGAGUGUCAUUAUAACCCUCCACAGGGCAGGUAUGAAGCUAGGUGAUAGUGUUGUUAUAACCCUCCACAGGGCAGGUAUGAAGCUAGGUGAUAGUGUUGUUAUAACCCUCCACAGGGCAGGUAUGAAGCUAGGUGAGUGUCGUUAUAACCCUCCACAGGGCAGGUAUGAAGCCAGGUGACAGUGUCGUUAUAACCCUCCACAGGGCAGGUAUGAAGCUAGGUGAUGGUGUCGUUAUAACACUCCACAGGGCAGGUAUGAAGCCAGGUGAUAGUGUCGUUAUAACCCUCCACAGGGCAGGUAUGACGCUAGGUGACAGUGUCGUUAUAACCCUCCACAGGGCAGGUAUGAAGCCAGGUGACAGUGUCGUUAUAACCCUCCACAGGGCAGGCAUGACGUUAGGUGAGUGUCAUUAUAACCCUCCACAGGGCAGGUAUGAAGCUAGGUGAUAGUGUUGUUAUAACCCUCCACAGGGCAGGUAUGAAGCUAGGUGAGUUUCGUUAUAACCCUCCACAGGGCAGGUAUGAAGCCAGGUGAGUGUUGUUAUAACCCUCCACAGGGCAGGUAUGAAGCCAGGUGACAGUGUCGUUAUAACCCUCCACAGGGCAGGUAUGAAGCCAGGUGAUAGUGUCGUUAAAACCCUCCACAGGGCAGGUAUGAAGCCAGGUGAUAGUGUCGUUAUAACCCUCCACAGGGCAGGUAUGAAGCCAGGUGAGUGUCGUUAUAACCCUCCACAGGGCAGGUAUGAAGCCAGGUGAGUGUCGUUAUAACCCUCCACAGGGCAGGUAUGAAGCUAGGUGAGUUUCGUUAUAACCCUCCACAGGGCAGGUAUGAAGCCAGGUGAUAGUGUCGUUAUAACCCUCCACAGGGCAGCUAUGAAGCCAGGUGAGUGUCGUUAUAACCCUCCACAGGGCAGGUAUGAAGCCAGGUGACAGUGUCGUUAUAACCCUCCACAGGGCAGGUAUGAAGCUAGGUGAUGGUGUCGUUAUAACCCUCCACAGGGCAGGUAUGAAGCCAGGUGACAGUGUCGUUAUAACCCUCCACAGGGCAGGUAUGAAGCCAGGUGAUAGUGUCGUUAUAACCCUCCACAGGGCAGGUAUGAAGCCAGGUGAUAGUGUCGUUAUAACCCUCCACAGGGCAGGUAUGAAGCCAGGUGACAGUGUCGUUAUAACCCUCCACAGGGCAGGUAUGAAGCCAGGUGAGUGUCGUUAUAACCCUCCACAGGGCAGGUAUAAAGCCAGGUGAGUGUCGUUAUAACCCUCCACAGGGCAGGUAUGAAGCCAGGUGAGUCGUUAUAACCCUCCACAGGGCAGGUAUGAAGCCAGGUGAGUGUCGUUAUAACCCUCCACAGGGCAGGCAUGACGUUAGCUGACAGUGUCGUUAUAACCCU
Molecule: messenger RNA, 11140 nt
Organism: Salvelinus fontinalis (brook trout)
Lineage: Eukaryota; Metazoa; Chordata; Actinopteri; Salmoniformes; Salmonidae
Product: serine protease HTRA2, mitochondrial-like
Exons: 7
Coding region: 6648-8210 (520 amino acids)
Biological process (GO): programmed cell death; proteolysis; positive regulation of apoptotic process
Cellular component (GO): mitochondrion
Molecular function (GO): serine-type endopeptidase activity; protein binding
Source: RefSeq, a predicted model, not a curated record